AAUAGUACUGCCAUGGCUGCUGCUACUCUCCACAGUUACUCAGCUCCGCCGUGUUCCUUUGACCCUAAGCCCGCCAAUCUCUGUCACAACCGCCACCGCGCCGGUGGGAACCUCGUCCAUCUGAGGUCCUCCGAUGCUCGGGAUUUCUCCCGAUCGGUCAAGUCCUCGUCAAUUUGCCGCCGCUUGGGUUAUUGUCGCAGCAGCGCCGCCAAGGUGGCAGGAGAAAAUGGUGCUCCGACGGCGGCGGAGGGUGGGAGUCCGGUGAGAAUAAUGGCUUUGGUUGGGGAAGGUAGCAUCAGCCCGCUUAAGUCCACGCCUUGGUAUGACGUCAUGCUCCACACUGCCAAAAGGUUGAAAUGGGUCGAUGAAGGGUUCGAAAUGUCGGUUUUUACUGACAGCUUAUUACGAGCUGCUGCUGAUGAUGAUAAUAAUAAUAAUAAUAAUACCAUAGCACAGAAGCUUGGCCAAGCAAAUAUCUUGAUAGUUGUGGCCGUUUCGAAUCAAGAUUCCGUAAAAUGGAUUCAAUCCAAUUACGAGAUUGCCCCAAACGUCAUUUGCUUCGAUUCCUCCCCAACUCUGAUGAACAAAUUAGGGGGUACCCUCAUCCAGACCAAAUCCAAAAAAAUCCCAUCAUUCGCCAAACUGCCAUUAUUGCCUCUACCAAAGAAGUUAAAACAAUCGGAAGAUGUAACUAAAUCCGUGUUCGAAUCUUGGGAGAGACACAAUUCUGACGACAUAAGGUUCUGUUUGCUCGUAAUUAUAAACGCUUACAUCAGACCAGUUCCCAUACUCAAGAACCUAAGAGCAAAAGGCUUCUCCACUCUGAACUGCAUGGUGAAGAACUGUGGGCCCCAGAUAUUAAACUGCCUUCUCGACCCAAAUUGCCGAAAAGCCCUUCAGUGCCUUAACAAUUGCAGCCCGGUGGACCAAGUGUGCAAUUACCGCUGCAUAGCCUCGUACGAAAGCCCACGUCUCGAAGAGUUCUCUUUAUGCGUGCUGCAGAAGAACAACUGUCUUCAGUUAGACGCCGAAAUUCCGAAAAAGCCCCUCGUGAGCCCAAUGUCUCGGUUCAGAAGCGAAAUUUUGGACCACGAAACGGCCGAAGAUCUAUUAGUGGGCUGGUUGGGUAAUUUGGGUUGGAGCUGGCGAGUCGUGGCAGGUCAGAACCCGGCCUACGACCAGUUCCCUUGCCAGUACCAGCUUUUCUACAGGGGAAGGGCAAAAGGGUCAUUUUGGUACGAGCCCGUUUUUCAGGUCAAGACGCUCGAGGGCGAUUUGGUUUGGAGGAGGAGAAAGUAUCGGGUGAAGAGGGGGAAAGUGCCCGGGACUUUUGAUUUUAGCGUGUUGGAUAAUGGAGUGGUGUCGAACGAGUUUUGGACGAUUGUGGACGUGAGUGAGGAUUUGAGUUGGGGUUUGUUUCAUUAUCAUGGGGCGGCUCGGGCAGCCGGGCAGUCGUACACUGGGGCAGUUUUGGUUAGCUUCGACGGGUUGUACCCUGAUGAGAGGCAUAAAGAGAGGGUUGUACUUGCGCUUGGCGCGUGUGGUGUUGAGGAGUGGGAAUUGUUUGAUGUCGAUAAUUGUUCGUGCGAGGGCCCGCCUUUGGGUUUGCCCAAGGGUUCGAGUUUGCAUUUUAAGGUUAGGGUUGGAGAUUCAGAGGAUUCAUCAGUCAGUCAGUAG
Striga asiatica is the source of this 1677-nucleotide messenger RNA. NCBI's taxonomy places the organism in Eukaryota, Viridiplantae, Streptophyta, Magnoliopsida, Lamiales, Orobanchaceae. The record is from the annotation of a GenBank genome assembly.